Euleptes europaea (tarantolino) is the source of this 1213-nucleotide messenger RNA. RefSeq names its product agmatinase (gene AGMAT). Bases 1 to 1194 code for a protein of 397 amino acids. The transcript has 7 exons. Gene Ontology annotation, molecular function: metal ion binding; agmatinase activity. NCBI's taxonomy places the organism in Eukaryota, Metazoa, Chordata, Lepidosauria, Squamata, Sphaerodactylidae. The record is from RefSeq and is a predicted model, not a curated record.
AUGGAGGCCCUCUUUUUCUUGGGGUGCAGAGCCCAGUCUCGGAUUAUAGUUUGCAAGAAGAGCUCCUUUCUCGGCACCCAGAGGCUCUCUGGACUGUCCCUGGCUAGCAGGUUUGGGUCUCCCUGCAGCCAAACUAGCCAGCAAGUUAGGGCUGCGGCUGGUUCUACCUGGUCUGCCUCCCUUCCCAGAGUUCGCAGUGGCUCCGGUUUGAAAAGCCUCUCCCAGAGGUUUGCCCAACGACGCUGGGCCUCUGACUUCAACGUACCCCCCAGCGCUGAGUUUGUGGCUAGGCCUGUGGGGGUGUGUUCUCUCUUCAAGCUGCCCAUCCAGACCUCAGCGGAGGGUCUCGACGCUGCUUUUGUGGGGGUCCCCCUUGACACCGGCACUUCCAAUCGUCCCGGGGCCAGGUUUGGCCCUCGCCACAUCCGAGCUGAAUCUGCCAUGGUGAGGAGAUUUAACCCGAGCACCGGAGCAGAUCCGUAUCAUUCUCUUGUGGUUGCUGAUAUCGGGGACGUGAACGUCAACCUGUACGACUUGAAGGACAGCUGCAGGCAAAUCCGAGAAGCCUUCCAGGCGAUCCUGGCGAGUGGUUGCAUCCCCCUCACGAUGGGUGGAGACCACACAAUAACGUACCCCAUCCUGCAGGCCGUUGCGGAAAAGCAUGGCCCCGUGGGGCUGGUGCAUGUGGACGCCCACACGGACACGGGAGACCAGGCGUUAGGGGAAAAGAUCUACCAUGGGACGCCAUUCCGGCGCUGCGUGGACGAAGGACUCCUGGACUGCAAACGGGUCGCUCAGAUCGGGAUCCGAGGCUCCUCCUACGAGCGAGAUCCUUAUCAGUAUUGCUGGGACCAGGGCUUCCGAGUGGUCUUAGCAGAAGACUGCUGGAUGAAGUCACUGGUCCCUCUGAUGGCCGAAGUGAGGAAGCAAAUGGGAGACAGGCCUGUCUACAUCAGCUUUGAUAUCGACGGAAUAGACCCUGCCUACGCUCCAGGCACCGGGACUCCAGAAAUCGCCGGUCUUACUCCUGCCCAGGCGCUGGAGAUCAUUCGGGGCUGCCAAGGGCUUAAUCUUGUCGGUUGCGACCUCGUUGAAGUGGCUCCCAUGUACGAUCUUUCUGGUAACACAGCUCUCUUAGGAGCCAAUCUGCUCUUCGAAAUGCUGUGCGCCCUCCCUGGAGUGAAGACGACAUGAGCCGUUCCAAGGAAGCUUC